Messenger RNA from Sesamum indicum (sesame), 1865 nucleotides. The record is from RefSeq and is a predicted model, not a curated record. NCBI's taxonomy places the organism in Eukaryota, Viridiplantae, Streptophyta, Magnoliopsida, Lamiales, Pedaliaceae.
AGCCAAAAACAUUGUAUUAGUUUCCGUAGGCACAAUUUUCGGUGAUAUGAAGCUUCAAACAGCAUACAUACAAAGUCCUUUAUUGGCAGGGUAUAGCAGCUCUGUGGCCACGUGAAGCAGCCUAAUCUUCUUCCAUCUACCUCUCUCUAUAAAACACUUGCCACACACACGCUGUCGAGGGCCGCAAGGAUGGAGUCCUUCCAAAGCAGAGGGAUGAGUGAACCUCUUCUUGAAUCCAAGAUACCGCCACCAGAGGCGGCGGAGGAGGCAAGCGCCGAGCUUGAAGAAAUACUCUGCGACACUACCUUAUCGUGGUGGCUCCGCUUCCGUAAAGCCAUUGGAAUCGAGCUGAAGUAUCUUUUCCGGCUAGCAGGCCCCGCAGUCAUAGUCUACCUGCUCAACAAUGUUAUUUCCAUGUCCACCCAGAUAUUCUGCGGCCAUCUCGGCAAUCUUGAACUUGCUGCUUCUUCCCUCGGCAAUAAUGGCAUCCAACUAUUGGCCUAUGGCCUCAUGCUCGGAAUGGGAAGUGCAGUAGAAACUUUGUGCGGGCAGGCGUACGGCGCACAGAGGUACGGGAUGCUAGGAGUAUAUAUGCAGAGGUCGACAGUCCUCCUAAUGGCCACAGGGCUUCCCCUGAUGAUCGUAUACCUAUUCUCCAAGCAGCUCCUGCUCCUGCUCGGCGAAUCCCAACGGGUGGCCUCUGCGGCCGCGCUGUUCGUAUACGGCCUGAUACCGCAAAUCUUCGCGUACGCUGCCAAUUUCCCUAUACAGAAGUUCUUGCAGGCACAAAGCAUCGUGAAUCCCAGUGCGUAUAUAUCAGCCGGGGCGCUGGUGUUGCACAUAUUUUUGACGUGGCUGGCGUUGUAUGUGUUCGGAUGGGGGCUGCUGGGGGCGGCCCUGGUGCUGAGUUUCUCGUGGUGGAUUAUAGUGGUAGCGCAGUUCGUGUAUAUUGUGACUACAGAGCAGUGCAAGGCGACGUGGAGCGGAUUCAGUUGGAUGGCGUUUACGGGGCUCUGGGACUUCUUUAAGCUGUCUGCUGCUUCUGCCGUGAUGCUGUGCCUGGAGACCUGGUAUUUCCAGGUCCUGGUUUUGAUCGCUGGCUUGCUGCCUGAUCCUGAAAUAGCGUUGGACUCUCUUGCUAUCUGUGGGACAAUUGUUGGGUGGACUUUAAUGGUCUCAGUUGGGUUCAAUGCUGCUGUGAGUGUGAGGGUCAGCAAUGAGCUGGGGGCCAAACACCCGAAAUCAGCAGCUCUCAGCGUGGUGGUAUCAACGGGAACAUCUCUCAUCCUAUCGGUGAUAUUCGCCUUCAUCACACUCGUCUUCCGCCAUCAAUUGAGUUACGUCUUCACCUCCGGCGAAGUUGUUUCCGACGCCGUCGCAGACCUCACGCCGCUCUUGGCUGCUUCCAUUAUCCUCAACGGAGUUCAACCUGUUUUAUCUGGUAUUUUUGUUGGAUGUGGAUGGCAAGCAUUUGUUGCCUAUGUGAAUGUUGGCUGCUACUAUGUGAUCGGCGUUCCAGUUGGUGCAGUUCUCGGUUUCGUAUUCAACCUUGGCGCCAAGGGAAUAUGGACAGGCAUGUUAGGAGGUACACUUAUGCAGACUUUAAUCUUAAUAUGGAUCACUGUUCGAACAGAUUGGAAUAACGAGGUCGACAAAGCAAGAAAUCGGAUAGACAAAUGGAAUGAUUUGAAAGAGGGAUUUCUGGUUGAAUGAUUUGUAAGAUGGAAAAAUUCAUGCGACAUCCUGUCGAACUUACACUUAAGAAUAUUUCAAUACUGAUUAGGUGGUCUUUAAAUUUUGACCUAAAUUUAUCGCUUAUGAAUCAAAUUUUAUAGAUCUACUCAUAUUAUUAUUAUUAUUUUCAA